AUGGGGCGACGCGACGAGGCCCCCUUCUUGUACGGGAGCAUGCCGCCCCCACCGCACGCAGGUGCACCACCUCCCUACGCGAGUGGCUACGAGGGAUCUCCUGGAAACAACUUCGGCGUGCCCCCCGACGGGAGCGGGUCUCCCCCCCCUCCCUCCCCUCUUGCCGCCCCACGCCGUUCUCCCGGGGGGGAUGUCAAGUCCACCCCUCCUCCAAUGCCGGCCAUAUUGAACGCGGACGACCAGGGCGGUGUGAGUGCCGCCAGCAAUGGGAUAGGCGCCGACGAAGGCGGGGCCGGCCUGCCCUCCCCGUGGGAGACGCUGAACAAGCACCAGUCGCACCGCAUCACCAACAUCCCCCCUUACUCCUCCCUGACGAAGAAAGAGGCGCCAAUGUACGAAGAACUGAUCAACUUCCCGAGGGCCAAGGAUAAGGACGACAUGCGUUGUGUCAUGUGCGGGCUGCCGCCCGGGGAGCACUGCGUCAUCCCCCGUCAGAACAAGGACGUCUGCAAGGACUGCGACAAGGCCACCUGGCAGCACGCCGAUACUCAGGUCUACUUCAAGUGGUGCAAGGGCUGCAAGAAAUUUCUGAAGCUCUCCUCCUUCUCUCAGAAGCUGGACGCGGCGAAGUGCGACAAGUGCCGCGAGCGGGGCCGGCAGUCGUAUCUGGCGAAGAAGGGGAAAGACGGCGAGGAUGCCUCGCGAAAGGAGAAG
Nannochloropsis gaditana CCMP526 is the source of this 714-nucleotide messenger RNA. RefSeq lists its product as uncharacterized. The annotation marks the transcript as partial. The transcript has a single exon. The record is from RefSeq and is a predicted model, not a curated record.